UCCAAGAUCUCGCCAGGAAAAGCGUUGGUGAGACCUCAGAACCUCAGCACUCAUCCUCAACGGCGCAACUUCAGAAGAGUAAAUGGAAGGUCAACAAUUAAAGGAUCCCCCGAAUAAAGUAUCGCUGAUCAAAGAUGAGCUCAGCCGAAGUUCGGUGGAGGCCAGUGAGUCAGAGAAUAUGAUCCAGCACCUGAAUCAGGAGCUCCAGGAGGCCCAGGAGCAGGCCACAGCAGGCCGACAGAAGUGCGUGGAGCUGCAAGGGCUCCUGGAGGAGGAGAAGAAGGCCAGCAAGCGUCAGGCAGAGGAGUCGGCCAAGCAGAUGAAGAUCCUUCACACUCAGCUUCAGAAAUUGCAGGACGAUAUGGAAAAUCUCAGGGAUCAGAAGGACAGCGCCAUCUUCAGUAUGCGGCAGGAAGUGAACGAGGCCCAAGAGGAAGUGCAGGUGCUGCGACGCACUGUGGAAAAGAUGACCGCUGAGAGGGAGCAUGAGGUCAGCACCCUGAAGAGUAACCUGGCAACACUGACCACUGAGCUGGAGAAGUGGCAGGUGGCUGCAAAUAAGUACGAGCGUGAGAUUGACAGCCUGCAAGCCAAUCACCAGCAGCAGAACCAGCAGAGAGAUAAAGCUGCCAAGCAGCAAUCGAGCGAGCUGGAGAAGCUCCGGCGGGACGGCGAGGGCCUGCAGAGGGAGUGCGCGUCGCUCCGCUCCGAGAAGAGCAGCCUGGAGAGCGAGUGCUCCGCCCUGAGCACUGAGAGAGAGCACAUUGUCAGGAAGGCCCAGCAGCUAGAGGUGGAGCUGGACAGCUGCAAGAAGGAGAGGGGCACCCUGGCCGGCACGGUGCAGGCGCUGGAGAAGACACAGGCUGAGCUGGGCCAGCGGCUGAGCGCCCUGCAGGACGAGCACCAGCGAGACACCAGCCAGCUGCAGAGCCAGCUGGAGCACAGCAACAGUAGGACCAAAGAGCUGCAGAAAGAGUAUGAGGAGAUGCAGGCGGAGACGGCCGACCUGAGGCAGAGGUAUGAGCACGUGGAGCAGGAGAAUCAGUCCCUCAGCCAGGAGCUGCAGCAGUGUCAGGGCAGCCUGAAGGCCCUGCAGGAAAAGAGUAACCAGGAAAAGUGGAUUAAGUGGAUGCCUGUUGCCGCAGUAACAGUUGCUGUGACUGCUUAUGUGCUGAUGAAGACCUCAACCUGAGCAUCUGGCUUGUUGAUCCAGUAAACACAUGCGCAUACACACUCUUUUUCAACAAUAUUCAUACAGUUUGCUCUUUUAGCCUAAGAGGUACCUAAGUGUGUAACUUGUAACUGUAAUUCCGGUCUGAAGGGCUUAGAUUAAGUAUGUAGGGUAUCAGAUCCAUAUGUGAUCCGGUCCUAUAGAGUGGCUUAUAUUGUAAAAGCAGGAACAGUUGGGGGAUUUGAUGUUUCAGUAAAAUUGCUUCCAUAUUCUUCCUGCAAAAAGCUGGUAUUUAUUUUAUUAACCAAACAAAUAUGUACUGUAGUUAUUUGCCUUAUUGACCUCUUAUUCAUCUUAAGGUCACCCCAUUAAUUAAUGUUUAUCACUCAUUUCACCCUGGUCAAACGCUAUCAUGGAAUACUCGGCUUACUACAUUUCACUAUAAUGAAAGCAAUAAUAAAACUGAAAUUUACUCACAUUGAAUCAUUUUCAGUAUGUAGAUGGCUUUUGGACAGCAUUGUCUUCUGUAUGUUGUAGAGUCGGUGCAGUUCCCAUUUCUGACCUCGAUACAAAUUUCUGAAUAUGUUAAGUAAUAAAGUUAAUGUCUAUGCACUCUUCAUCAUUGUUCUAUAGCUUUAAAGCAUUAACAGUCAAAAUUGAGAAAGCUAAUUUGUCUCAAAGAUCUCCUUAUUAGAAUGAUUAAUAUAUGUUUGUUUCUUGUACAGAUUUACUGAAAGGUUUGCUUCUUGCAUAAAUAAAAUCUAAACAAAUAAACAUAAAAACAAAUUUUGGAA
Molecule: messenger RNA, 1965 nt
Organism: Electrophorus electricus (electric eel)
Lineage: Eukaryota; Metazoa; Chordata; Actinopteri; Gymnotiformes; Gymnotidae
Gene: slmapb
Product: sarcolemma associated protein b
Biological process (GO): single fertilization; acrosome assembly
Cellular component (GO): acrosomal membrane
Source: RefSeq, a predicted model, not a curated record